AUGUGCAAUCUUAAACUAUGCGAGUGUUGCAUAGUACAACAACCUCUACCCUUACGUUCAAAGUCAGUCAAGGGAUCCAAGGACGUGGCUGUUGGAAGCUACUUCUGCAUGGUGGUGCUUGACUGGGAAUACCAGGCACGCACCCAAACGAAAGCACAAGCGUCAGCACCCUUCUGGGGAGAAAAGUUUACAUUCAGCAACUUCCCGUCGAGUCUUAAGACGCUAAUGGUGGUCAUCUACCAGAACGAGCGCACCUUCACGGGCGGCAGCAAGGAGGUGCCCGUGGGCAAGGUGUCUAUUUCUGUGGACACGCUGGCCAAGACCGAAAGCUUCACGCAGUGGUGCAGCAUCGAGGACAUGAAGUCCAACAACUUCAUCAACGGGUCGCUGCGCUUGGAGCUGCAGUACUCGCACGAGGUGGUCCGACCCACCGAAGAUUACACUGAACUGGUGAACUGCCUUUCGUAUCCGGAUGUGCUGCGGUGUCUUAACGUCAUGAUCCCUCCCAAGCAACGUGAGCGUACGGCUAAGCACAUGCUCAAGAUAUAUCGUGCACGCGGAGAGGCUGACAGGCUAGUCUCGUCCCUCUGCCAGAUAGAGAUAGCGUCGACGGACAACCCGAAUAUACUCUUCCGAGGAAACUCCUUGGCCACCAAGGCCGUGGAUCAGUACACCAAGCUGGUGGCCAUGGCAUACCUACAUCAGGUGUUGACACCUAUCAUCACACAGAUCUACAACUGCACAGAGUCGUGUGAGGUCGACCCCACACGCCUCAACAACAACCAGACCCAAAUGGCUGAGAACUGGAAGCGGCUCUUGGGCUUCACAGAACAGCUGCAGAAGGACGCGGAGGGGCAUUUCCAGGAGGAGGAGAACAUCCGCUACACAGUCAUUGCGGGCGUCUUCUUCCUGCGCUUCAUAGUGCCAGCCAUUCUCAACCCAAAGCUCUUUAACAUGAUGCCUGGUCACCCGAGCGACACGGUGGGCCGCACCCUGAUGCUGGUGGCUAAAACCAUCCAAAACCUGUCCAACCUGGUUUUAUUCGGUGCAAAAGAGCCGUAUAUGAACCCCAUGAAUGUGUUUAUUGAAUCCAAUCUGGAGGCCAUGAAGAAUGUGAUUGAUCGGCUGUGCUGGACGCGAGAGAAUGAGGAGCUCAGCCCACCGCCGGUCAUAGACGAGGGCAUUGAAAUGGCUAUGCUCUACAGAGUGUUGGUCAACAUUGGUCGUGGCUUGGUGAACUAUCAAGAGGAAAAUAAGGGAGAGGAUAUCGAACCCUUACUGGUCGCUUUAGGCGAGAUCAAAAACUUGAUGUUUCACGGUUGA
Messenger RNA from Sphaeroforma arctica JP610, 1323 nucleotides. RefSeq lists its product as hypothetical. Bases 1 to 1323 code for a protein of 440 amino acids. Gene Ontology annotation, biological process: regulation of GTPase activity. Lineage: Eukaryota; Ichthyosporea; Ichthyophonida. The transcript is spliced from 9 exons. The record is from RefSeq and is a predicted model, not a curated record.